Tachyglossus aculeatus (Australian echidna) is the source of this 2111-nucleotide messenger RNA. RefSeq names its product cell division cycle 42 (gene CDC42). Lineage: Eukaryota; Metazoa; Chordata; Mammalia; Monotremata; Tachyglossidae. The transcript is spliced from 6 exons. Gene Ontology annotation, cellular component: dendritic spine. Gene Ontology annotation, biological process: modification of synaptic structure; small GTPase-mediated signal transduction. The record is from RefSeq and is a predicted model, not a curated record. Gene Ontology annotation, molecular function: GTP binding; GTPase activity. Bases 132 to 707 code for a protein of 191 amino acids.
UCACGACGCCGUGCGUGCCCCUGCGUCGGCAGCCGAGGAGACCCCGUGCGGAGCUGCCAACGCCCCGGCCGAGAAGGGGAGAUCAGUCCUGGAUUUGAAACCCUGAAAGUGGAUAUAAAAAGACCUCAGCAAUGCAGACGAUUAAGUGUGUUGUGGUGGGCGAUGGUGCCGUCGGUAAGACUUGUCUCCUGAUCUCCUAUACGACAAAUAAAUUUCCAUCGGAAUAUGUACCAACGGUAUUCGACAACUAUGCAGUGACGGUUAUGAUUGGCGGGGAGCCAUACACCCUUGGAUUGUUUGAUACUGCAGGACAGGAAGAUUAUGAUAGAUUACGGCCUCUCAGCUACCCACAGACCGAUGUGUUCCUUGUCUGUUUCUCAGUGGUCUCUCCCUCCUCAUUUGAAAAUGUGAAAGAAAAGUGGGUACCUGAAAUCACUCAUCAUUGUCCAAAGACUCCUUUCCUGCUUGUUGGGACCCAAAUUGAUCUCCGGGAUGACCCCUCCACUAUCGAGAAACUUGCCAAGAACAAACAGAAGCCCAUCACUCCGGAGACCGCCGAAAAGCUGGCUCGUGACCUGAAGGCGGUCAAAUACGUGGAGUGUUCUGCGCUCACACAGAAAGGCCUAAAGAAUGUAUUUGACGAGGCGAUAUUGGCUGCCCUGGAGCCUCCGGAACCGAAGAAGAGUCGCAGGUGUGUGCUGCUAUGAACGUCUCUCCAGAGUCCCCUCUGCAAAGCUGGUGUCGGCAUCCUACUAAAAGCAAUGUCUAAAUCAAAACUAAAGAUUCAAAAUUAAAAUUCGUUUUUUGCAAUAAUGACAAAUGCCCUGCACCCACCCCACACUCCUAGAAGUUCAUUGGUUCCCCACUCUCCCCCUCCCCACCAACUUGGUAUGCUAGUUAAUUUUGAGUAAUUAUGUAUUGUCAGGAAUAUCUGAUCAGUACUAGUUUUUUUUAUUUUGUUUACUGUUCUAAGGUUUUCGUCUUUUUUUUUUUUUGGUUUGUGUAAAAGCACGGCAUGCUCUUCAUGACUCUGUAACAGACUAAUUCUAGGCUCAUUUAUUGAAGCUACUCUACAGGGCCAACCUGGCAAGUAACCUUUUGGGGGGAGGGCAGGGGGGAUUUUUUUUCUGUUGUCAUUUAAUCCAUUAGCGAAUGGAUUUCCUUCGUGCGGGGUGGCGAUGGAGAUGUAUUUCAAUUCCCAGACCUGGUUCAGAAAAGAUAUUCCCCAUGUGGUGCUCUGUAGGAAGGAGUGUAGAAAAUAUUAAGCGAAACUCCCUUUAAAAAGUUGUCUCUCUCCACCUCCUAAAAAGACCCAGUGUUCAAUUAAACCACUGGUUGUAGGUGGCUUACGUCCUGCCCCACCUAUCCAUCUUGCAAGGGUGAACUAUCUCCCGAGACUGUGCUUUUAAGGAAAUCGUUUUGGCAACUGCUGAUUCUUGCGAUGAAUUUUUCACCUCUUCAUCGAUGUCUGAAUAAAACCACUGCAGCUCUCCAAUACGCCAAAUAGGUUCUAGUAAAAAACAAAACGAAACAAAGAAAAAAAAACUAAAACCAACCGCCCCCGCUUUACUUCGCAAUGGACUUGCCGUGAUGGAGAAUAAAAUAUUGGCCGUGACAUACCUAUGGAACCUGGGUGUGUGGAAGCCAGAUUAGCAGAGAAGAUAGGAAUGAGUGCCAUGGCCCGUGUCCUCUGGCAAACGAGGGGGGCCCAAAGGGGGCAAGAAGCUACUUCAUUAGGAAGCGAGGGCGAGGAGGUGAGGGAGAGUUUUUGCGAAACCACAGUGACCAGCCAUGGGAAUUCCCUCUCUCUACAUUUUUGCAUAUAAGAAAAAAAAAAAAAAGAAAAGCCCCAUUCGUGACUAGUACUGUACAGAUCCUGAAAAUUUUUAGUGCGGACUCCAGUGUUACUUGGGAUUUUACUGAAAGGUUUUUCGGUUGGCAGUUUCUGCUUUAAAAAAAUAAAAAAAAUUUAAAAAAAAUUAGGAAAUCUUUCCAUCUUCCCAAAUCCUAAUUUACUUCGUUCCAUUAGUAUUGAAACGAUGCUUUUUCAUAUCUCCAUUCUUUGUAUAUGCAUUCUUUUCAAAUGUAUUAAACACGGAAUACCUUCACAA